Mauremys reevesii (Reeves's turtle) is the source of this 3505-nucleotide messenger RNA. RefSeq names its product SV2 related protein (gene SVOP). The record is from RefSeq and is a predicted model, not a curated record. The coding region runs from base 841 to 2319 and encodes 492 amino acids. Lineage: Eukaryota; Metazoa; Chordata; Testudines; Geoemydidae. Gene Ontology annotation, biological process: transmembrane transport. Gene Ontology annotation, cellular component: membrane. Gene Ontology annotation, molecular function: transmembrane transporter activity. The transcript is spliced from 17 exons.
UGGAGACGGGCCGCAGGAUUCCUCCCCUCCCCACGCCCCAGCCGCGCUCAGCGGAGCCGGGUGUAUCUGGCCAGGCAGCUCAGUAGUGGAGUCAGCUGCCCUCAACGUAUUGUCACUGAGCCUGUGGGAGGUUUGCUCCUGGUGCGAGAAUCCCAGCUGGUACUAAAGGAAGAGCCAAGUUUCUAGCUGGGUGAGAAGAGCUGGAAAGCACAACCCCUGACAGCUCCAGCCCGGGAGGCCAGCAAAGAGCCAGUAGUUACUGUGGUUAUAAUGGAAAUUUACCAUUUUAAAGCUAGUCUCACCAUUUUAGGGGGCCUGAGUCAUGCUUUUUGAAUGCUUGGGGUCACUUCUAACAACACUGCAGCAGCAGCUCAAAACAUCAUCGCAGCAUCGCGAAAUGUCGCCAGAAAAUGUCUCUGUGGUGCCACAAAGUGUCACCAGGAAAUGUCACUGUGGUGCCUCAAAACGUUGCCCCGAAAUACCUCUGUGGCAGUGUAAAUGUCUCUGCAUUGCCACUUGCUCUGUGGCCACCUUUCAUACAGCAGGAAGACCCUGGUGGCCAUGGCAUGACUGUUUGAGUUCCCCAAGCUGAUGGGUGGAUUUCACUCUGAAUAAAUUUCAGAGCCAACUGACUUAAUUUACAAGUUAAAAGGUCUUCUCUUCCCCCUCCCUUCCCCAGCUCCCUCUUGGCUGCCGCUUUGUUUCGGUGGCUGCUGGUGCAGCUACUGCUGCUGUAGCGGAGGGAGCUGUCCAGCAGCCAGUGCUCCUGAAAUCCCAGCAUCUCUCCAUUAACCACAAUGUAAGAGCAAUGAGAACAGCUCUACCAAACCCAGCCUGGCAAUGGAGGAUGAUUUAUUCCAGCUAAGACAGCUGCCGGUGGUCAAGUUUCGCCGCACAGGGGAAAGUUCCAGGUCAGCCGAAGAUGCCAUUUCAGGAGAGCAUGAAAUUCAGAUUGAAGGUGUUCAGACAGAGCUAGAGGCUAUAGAGCUAGAGGAUGGAGCUGCAGUGCCAAAGGAAUUUGCCAAUCCAACUGAUGAUACUUUUAUGGUGGAAGAUGCAGUGGAAGCCAUUGGGUUUGGGAAAUUCCAGUGGAAGCUCUCUGUUCUUACUGGAUUAGCAUGGAUGGCAGAUGCAAUGGAAAUGAUGAUUCUAAGUAUCCUAGCUCCUCAGCUUCAUUGUGAGUGGCGAUUACCAAGCUGGCAGGUUGCAUUGCUUACAUCGGUGGUGUUUGUGGGAAUGAUGUGCAGCUCUACGCUCUGGGGAAACAUUUCAGACCAAUAUGGCAGAAAAACUGGGCUAAAGAUCAGUGUGUUCUGGACCCUGUACUAUGGGAUCCUCAGUGGUUUUGCACCAGUAUACAGUUGGAUCCUUGUGCUCAGGGGACUGGUGGGCUUUGGGAUUGGAGGGGUACCUCAGUCAGUAACCUUAUAUGCCGAAUUCCUUCCAAUGAAAGCUCGAGCAAAAUGCAUUUUAUUAAUAGAGGUCUUUUGGGCCAUUGGGACUGUAUUUGAAGUCCUCCUUGCAGUGUUUGUGAUGCCCACUCUUGGCUGGCGUUGGCUGCUCAUUCUUUCUGCUGUUCCACUCUUGCUGUUCGCCAUCUUAUGUUUUUGGCUGCCAGAAAGUGCAAGAUAUGAUGUAUUAUCUGGAAACCAAGAAAAGGCUAUUGCCACUUUGAAGCGGAUAGCAGCAGAAAAUGGAGCUCCAAUGCCUCUGGGAAAAUUAAUAAUUUCCAGACAGGAAGACCGGGGGAAAAUGAGGGACCUUUUCACACCCCAGUUUAGAUGGACAACAUUGUUGCUUUGGUUUAUAUGGUUUUCCAAUGCCUUUUCUUAUUAUGGGUUAGUUUUAUUAACUACAGAGCUCUUCCAAGCAGGAGAUGUCUGCAGCAUUUCCAGUAGAAGGAAAGCAGUUAAAGCAAAGUGCAGCCUGGCCUGUGAGUAUCUGACAGAGGAAGACUACACAGAUCUGCUCUGGACCACUUUAUCGGAGUUCCCAGGUGUUUUGGUGACCCUCUGGAUUAUUGAUCGGAUAGGCCGUAAAAAAACCAUGGCGCUUUCCUUUUUCGUCUUCUCGUUUUGUAGUCUCCUGUUAUUUCUCUGCGUUGGAAGAAAUGUUCUUACUGUGCUGCUCUUCAUCGCAAGGGCUUUCAUUUCAGGAGGAUUUCAGGCUGCUUAUGUUUACACUCCUGAGGUUUACCCAACAGCCACUCGUGCUCUGGGCUUAGGAACAUGCAGUGGAAUGGCCAGAGUGGGAGCCUUAAUAACCCCAUUUAUUGCACAGGAGCAGGUUCUCUAUCAGCUGGGCAGAACUCUAGGUUAGCUGCCAGUUGUACAUGGAAUGUAAUGGCAAGUUAUGAAGGAAUGUAAUUGGCAUCACAUCUUAAAUGAGAAGAAGUCCUGAGAAGAGCUAUACCAGUGUCAUCAGCAGAAGAUUGACUCUCCCCCAGUAAUUUUGAUGUAGUUGAUGAAGUUCUUUCUCUCACCACAGGGAGUGGUAUAGUUCAGGUGAGGACAACUCAAUUCAUAUGUACCUUUUGGUUUGUAUGGAAUCUGUCUGUGAAUGGGGAUUCAGAUUUCAAAACUUGAUGGAUGUAAAGCAAAGAAAUGUGUAACAAAAUCAGACAGUUAUCAUCCAUGGGUCUUGGUAUUUUUCCAGAAAUCCAGCCUAUGGAAUACACUGUCAGAUGUAACUGAAGGUACUUAAUUCUAGUCACUAGGCCAUGGGAAGCAAUACAUUUUCAAUAAUAUAUGUGGUCAAUCAUUUCACAGAAAUAUAGUGUUGUGCAUGCUAUGGAUUGGCACAAGACCAUAUUUUAACUACAUGGUGGACCAAGCCGUUCCCUAUAAAGUCCUUUUCUCUGGGGCUGAAAUAGUUCACUGAGUCUGCCAAUGGUGCAAAAUAAGAGAACACAAUCUACAUUCAACGUUCACUUACAGAAAUGCAGAGCUAUUGCUCAGUAUAACACUCCAAGAUGUAGUAGGCUGUUUAACUUAUACCAUUAUAUUAAAUUAUAUAUGGGAAAUUCCUUAAAGGAAUUUGAAGAUCUCCAAACUACCAGGAAUGGCCAAAUCAAUUGGUGGCAUUCUGCGUGGAGGUAUCUUAUGGUGCAGGAGGUGUAAGACUGACAAGGGACCCAAAGUCUAUAUAGUCACCUAGCAUUAAAAGAUGGUGGUUAUAAUGAAGCAGUCCAGAAAUAGCUGGCUGGUCUGAACAGGUGAAUGCUACAUUUCAUUUAAAAUGUAAUUCAGUUCAGAGAUAUCCAGCUUUACGUGUGUUUGAUGGCAUAGGAGAAUGUUGUCCAUUUCUAGUACUAACACUUUACAUGGUAUGAGUAUCUCUGCCUGUCUAUUAGUUCUGUAUUCAGUGUUGACUCUCCAAUAUGCUAAAAGUUCCAAUCAGUCUAAAGCAGGGGUUCAUCCUUGCACCAUGACCCCCUUCUGACAACAAAAAUUACUACAAGACCCCAGGAGGGGGGACCGAUGCCUGAGCCUGCCCAAGCCCCACC